AUGAACAAAUUCUGUCUAUUCGUGAUUGUGCUUGGCUUGGGGGCACCUAUGGUAAGUUUGCGUGUUUUUGUUCAAUAGAAGGCUACAGUCAGAACCACUCGACACACCACAGACUUGCCAGGCCCACCUGACUAUUUCAGAGUAUCUGGCCCAAAUUUUUCAAAAUCUCUAUCCAGUGGAUAAGGCAAUUCAGUCAUGGUUUACCGUUUAUCCGCUGCCUGUAUAUACUGAUUUAUCCGGUGGACAGCUCUAACCAGGCAACCUGAGUCAGGUUUAGAAAAUCAUCAGGGAGAUGAUUUUAAUUAUUCCGUUCUAUCUGCGUUUUUAACGUACUUAAUAAUAUCAAUGACCAUCUGUAGCGCCUGCUUAGUAAAAUUUACCCGAGUUAAGUUCCUUCAUGAUGCAUGCGUGCAGUCCGUUUUUUUAUGACAGCCUCUUCAUGAUUUUAACACAUUAAAAAUUACGUUAGAAAUCCAUUUUUAAUAACUUAAUAUAGUCAUUUUUUUUUAAAUGCUAUGAUUACGCUAACUGCGGAUAUCAACCACUACAUGCAGUCAGUUUGAGCAGUAUCAAAAUAAGGACGCCCACAGCGUUUCGUAUGCCGAUAUUAUAAUCAUGUGUGAAGUGUUGAUUAUACCGAUCUAAACCGCGCGCACCAUGAUUUAAUGUUUGUCGGCAAUUCUGGCGCUGCACACAUUAGCAAUUUAGGGUCGAUUUUGAAAGAAAUGUUUUUUUUUCCUUUUUGUUUUCGACACAGCAAAAGGCAAUGACAAAGUGCUCCAAGCGGCAAAAGUAACAAUAAUGAAAACAUCGUGUUUAUCCGUUUCUAUGUACUCAUGUCACUCGAACGCAAAAUAUUUUUCUGUAAUAAAUAUUGACCCGGAGACGGAGAUCAUUUCUAAAAGUGCUUCGAAAGCAAGAUUUUUGGAAUUCCUAUAGCCAGCCAACCGAAAACGGUGACGAGGUAUAUUGACUGAUACACACAUACAAUUACAAUUCCACUGGAACGAAGAUGUUAAAAAUGAAAUAACUAAACUAACCACAAAAGACAAAAUGAAAAAAAAAAAUUGUAAACGACAAGCGAGAAAAAGACCACGCGAGAACUUUUCAUAGGCCAGUGCCCUGAGUCAGGACGUAAAGAUGUAUAAAUCACUUCCGUUCUGAGCCACUUGAAAUAAAAGAAAAUUCCAAAGCUUCAGAACAUGGCGCAUGUCAAAAGGUCACUCUUUUUGUUUUCGCGGUUGCGUUUGUACAAGCGGGCACUAGACACCUUCAAAGAUUAAAGUACAGAAGUGAUGAAACCAUCUGUGUACUUUUACUGCGGCAACACUUAAAUCUUAAAACCAAUUUUCAAAAUGAUCGCAUUACACAAACUCUACUAAGUUCAAUUGCAUUGUAUCCCAAACAAGUGAUUCAGGGGAUAUGUAUGAUGGCCUCGGGCUGCGCCUUUCAGACGCUUAAUAUAGACAUUUUGUAAAGUUGAAUGGCACCCCAUUAUCAUGUCAACGCUCUUAUCUUGAGAAUGACAAAGUCAUUAAGCUUUUAUUUCGAUGGCUUUGCUAUCUUACAAUGGCUAAUAGGUCACAAAAUAGCUAUUAAAAGACGUUUUGGGACCUACAUUAGAAUAGUGAGAGGGGGGGUGGGGGUAGGGGGCUUUAGCUCGCAAGAAUUCGGAAAUGAUCAAAACAUUAAGAAGAUAUGAAAAAUGGCGUAAAUCCCAGUCCAACAACACUGCAAGAGUAUGUUGUGGACAUGGUGGAAAGGGUUAAAUAAGGCCCCGUCAACACGUAUACGGAUAUUUUUUAAUCCGUAACUUUUUCUUUCCGGAUUAAAAAAUUUCCAAGUCCACACGUGAUCAUUCACUCUAGUAUCCAGGACUUUUCUGGGAAUAUUGAAAACAGAAUAUGCGUUGAGCGUGCAUCGAGGUUAAAAUCACCCCACGCCUUUCUCAGGUGGGGUGAUUUUCAAGCGCGCUCGCGUUUUGAUCGCUCUACUAACCCUGAGGGAAAAUGGGGACUACUCGUAGUCUAGAUACAUGUGGACGAGACAGUUAUACAUAUGAGCUGAACUCAAAUUAUAGUUAAUGGACGUACAACAAGUUUUUCAGCAAACUCAUUAAUAAUUCAUAAAGAAAAAACAAAAGAAAUUUUAAAACGCAGUAAUUAUUUGUAAGAUGAGCUGGGCAAAUGAAAAUAGUCCACUACCUCACAAGAACCUCUAAUUUAAGUGGUCGUCUAAAACAAUAUUGCCUUUGUGUUGAGGCCUAGGGUUAUUGUUUUUUCCCGUUAUCACAGCCAAUUGUGUGAACCGUUCAGUGAGGUGCUGUUUGACCAACGGAAUGGGCUAUUAGAGUGAAGAAAAAAUGUUUUAUUUUUAAAUAAACACGAACAAUAAGAAUUUAAAAAAAUAUAAUGAUAAAUUCUCCAAAAGUGAGUCUUCAAUUUUAACUCGAUAUAACCUUGGCAAUCAAAGCACAACUGAAUGCGUCUUGUAUGAUCUCUUGCAGUUGGCUACAGCAUCAAACGACUGUCCUCCCCUACAAUACUACAAUGGUACAUCAUGUACAACAUGUUCUAAAUGUCCUCGAGGAUUCGGGGUUAAGACCAAGUGUACAGCUCUGAAGGACACAGAGUGUCAAGACUGUAUUGCUGGGUAUGAUUAUUCAGGGACAAAUGACAUGACACAGUGUAUCAAGUAAGUUAAUUCAAGCAAUAGAUACAAUAAGAUUGAUGGCGCGUUUUCCUCAUUAUGUUGUUUGUUUGAUUUAUUACGCUGAGGAGAAAGCCGAUCAGGGUUUACAUGAAUAGUGACAGAUAGAAACCUCGCAGAUAGUUACAAUCAAGAAAUAACAAGGUACCCAGUUCUUUCUCAUCUAGCAUUGUCCUAAGCAUUCCUUAACUUCGCUCCCCUCCCCCCAAGAAAAAAAAAAAAAAAUUGGAGCUUUUUAACACCAGGGUCUUCAUUCUUUGUUUCACAGAUGUAACGAAGGUUCAAAUUGUCCCGAUGGAAAUUUUAAGGUGAUAAGUAAGUGUACAAUAUAUUCCCCAACCGUCUGUAGUGGUUGUAAAGAGGGAAGCUAUUUCGACAAGGGCACAGGAUUAGACGGGGGAUGUGUGGAGUGUUCAAAAUGCGCCAUUGGCGAAGUGGAGACACAAAAGUGUAGCACAGCGCAUGACCGAAAAUGCCAAAAGAUGCCAUCCACUACGAGCGAAUUAUGGGUCCCAAGUAAGUAUAAUACACAAACAAACGAAAUUGGCAUAGUCUCUCCCUUUUCUUUCAGUCUUUGCCCACUCUCUUAGUCUACUUUCUUUCCGCUAUUCUAAUACCAUGAAAGAGACGGGUAUUUUGUUCGUGUAUUAUUCAUUCAAAAAUAUUUAUCCGUGUCUAAUUGGCUCAAAUCCCCCGCGCCCUAGCUAAUUCUCCAAGACCAGCUAGCGUUAACCAAGUUUGGAGGACAGUUUGCGAUAUCUGGUAAAAUGACGACGUGAAUAGCAAAUCAUAUAGACAGAAAAAGGAACACUAACCCAGAGGCAUUGAGGACCAGGUUGCGUUAGCUUUGCUGUGUUUGUAGAUGUGGAGAAUAUUGCAGAAAAUUUUAACUCUUUUUUUUUUAAGAAGUUGAGCCUUUAAAGAUAAUAAGAACAGCAAAAAUAUAACUCGGCAGGGCAGAUGGUAACUGCUGCUUGAUUAAUAUCUGCUAGCUAGACUAAACAUCUCUUAGCUUUCUAUCCUGAGUUUGCCGGGGAACGGUUAAAUGAAGACGGGGACUUAUAAUUAACCGAGUCGAUCGAGAAAAUCACCGGCGCCCAAAGUUUGGUAUCCAUAUUCACUAGGCGGUUUCUGAUGUGAGGAAUGCGAUGUUUCAUAAGUGGUGGAGUAGUGCAAAGUCUGUAUGAAUGUUUUUUGUGCGCGUAAACGAAUUAGACACUGGAAAGAUUACUGUCAAUAUGGAGUGAUGGUCGCUUAAAACGAGGGAAAUCUUUUAAUCGUGAGAAAGAAGAAAGAGUGUACAAAGGUUUCUGCAGCCAAAUUUUGCGAUUACAAAUUAAUCGUUGUAAGGACUGCAUGUGUCAACUAUGCAUCUUCUAGGGGCACCCAAAGACUUCUUUCUAUAGAAUAACCACGUUGUUUAUUUCGAAACAUUCGGUCGUUGGGUCCUCCUUGAUAUUCAUGUUACUGAUCUGUCGGUAUCAGGUACGGCUGGUCCAACAAAUAUCACCAAGACACCGCGGAGCGUUCCCAGUAGCACGACUAUUGAUUGGACAAAAACCUCCAAAACUGAAAUUUCUGAGCCCGAAGAGAGACCCUCAGUGAGCCAAAUAUUAGUUUGGGGACUAUUAUCUGGUGUCCUAGCGGUAUUAGUAAUCGCUCUCGCUGUUGCGGUGCUAUUAUGUUGGAAUAGAAGUAGAAGUAGAAGAACACGUAAGAAGGACAAAGAAUCCAAUGGUUUCGCUCAUCAGUCCACUCCAUUAAUGCAGCAGCGUAAGUAAAUAUUUAUACAUUAUAUAACAGAACAUUAUAAAAGGGUAUAUAAAUAUCUUUUUGUUUCUUUUCAUCAAGCGUUUAAGGUGGCUGAACAUAGUUUUCCGGGCGGUCAGCGGCAACUCGCGUGACGGCGCGUGUUUUAAAUUAGACAAACAAACACGGCAAAAAAAAAAACGAUGGUACACAGAAGACGAUUUCUCAAAAUCUACUCAUUAAAAUUUUGUGAUAUUUGGCAGAAUUAUUACCUUUAUCGUAUUUUAAAUAAUGAGAACUUUAAAAUGGAAGUAGAACAGACAAAUUUUGUGACACAUUUAAUAAUUACAGUACAAUUAUAUCAUUGAUUAUCUGAAAAACCUGUCUGUUAAAAUUUGGUCAAAUAAGUUUCAUAUGGUAAUGAUUACUUAUAGUAAGCUGUGUGCAAGUUUAUAGGAAAAUCUAAUGAGCGAAUUUUAUGAAAACUGAGCAAAAGUGAAAUUUUAAGGUUUUAUUCAAUCGUUCAUGUUGCCAUGGAAACUACUAAAACAUCACAUUUGACCUGUCAAUCAAAAUCUUUCAUCAGUAUAUUUUUCACUUGCCAAGUUUCAGCUUAUGAGCUGCAACCUUUCUCAUGCCAUGAUUUGGCAAAUGAGAUAUACUCACAAACUGCCAAAACUGUGUUCAGCCACCUUAAUACUCAAAGCAAACUAAUAUAAUUAAAUUACUCGUUUCUUGACGUUAUACAAAAAGAAUUCUACGUAUUAAAUAUUAGAAAGACCGUAGAAAACACUUGGUUAUAUGAAAUGGUAAGUCUUAGAUACUUCAUUUUAAUAAAAAUAAGUCAUAUGAAAUAUCAAAAAAAAUUUCAUAUGACUUAAGACAUUUUGAAACAUUUUAAGAUGAAUGCAAGUUGUAAGGUCUUGUUAAAUUUAGAGAGGGUCAUUUUGAGAACACGGGAACUGUUUUUUUCCAGUUAAGGGAAUAAAUUUUUCAGGAGCCAGAAGUCCUCGAAGGUCAGCUGAAAUAGUGAGAUUUUACAGAUUUUGAAGACUUUUUUUUUACGGUUAAUACCAAUCUGCCUGACGGUUAAAACGGGUUGGCAGUUUGACGGCUGUCGGUUGACUGCUAUGAGACCCGUCAUGAAACCUACUAUGAAACGGCGGCCAUGUUGGUGUCCCCAACCAAUUUAAACCUUUUUCUAACUACAUUUAUUACAUUUAUAAUUUAUUUUCUUUAUUGCAUUUAUAUUUAUUAAUUUUAUUGUAUAAACUCUUUUUGUUGAAAUAAUUUGCAUAACUGCUGUCCACGUGAGUGAAAAGGCUUUGUAUGAACGAAACCAAGCAUAUUUUAAAAUUGUAUUCUGAAUCAACUAUAAGAUGGACUCACAUUUAAGAUAAGAGAACGCUAUAAGUGCAUGUUAGAGAGCGUUCGGACUAAACUUGUUAUUAAUUGAUUCACUAAUAGGAAUAGCAUCAACAACUUGGAUAAGAACCGUAAAAGAGUAAACUUGGCCCACUUAAAGGAAGCCUUGUUUCACACACUUAAAAUUAAAGUGUAACAUUACUCCAAAAAAAAGUGUAAAAUCUUUGCCAGCCCCGGCAGCCUUUUUUUUCUGUGUAUUAUUACACAUUUUAUAAUAGUGUAAUUUAACACACAACUAGAGGUUAUGUUUACACACCAAUCAGUGUAAUGUGAGUGGUUUACACUUUGGUCAAGUGUAAAAUUGCAGCUGUUAUAAGUGUAAUAAAAUACUAAUAGAACAGUAAUAUUACACCGAAUGAUAGUGUAGUAGCUUUGCCAGCCCCGGCAGCCUUUUUUUUCUGUGUAUUAUUACACAUUUUAUAAUAGUGUAAUUUAACACACAACUAGAGGUUAUAUUUACACACCAAUCAGUGUAAUGUGAGUGGUUUACACUUUGGUCAAGUGUAAAAUUGCAGUUCCUAUAAGUGUAAUAAAAUACUAAUAGAACAGUAAUAUUACACCAAAUGAUAGUGUAGUAGCUUUGCCAGCCCCGGCAGCCUUUUUUUUGUGUGUAUUAUUACACAUUGUCCAAUAGUGUAAUUUGACACGCAACCAGAAGGUUCAUUUACACACCAAACAGUGUAACUGUGAAUGGUUUACACCUUGGUCAAGUGUAAAAUUGCACUUCCCAUAGGGGUAAUAAAACAUUAACAGAAAAGUAAUAUUACAUCAAUUUAUAGUAUUAGGCAAAAAAAUUACGCAUUUGAAAAAUAUAGGAAAUCACAUUUUUAAUCACUGAAUAAGCAGCUAGACUUCUAACAAUAAGUAAAAAUGAAAGGUCAAGUGUGCAAGCCAUGGUGUGUACUGUCUAACUGCUUAGGAGUGAUGCGUACUGUCCUAUCACAAAUCAGUGCUUAGGGCAGAGCCCGAGGAGGUUCAAGGUUUGAGCUGCAAGGUGGUACCCGGGAAAGAUAGUUAGCAGGAAGUCUUCCUCUCCAAUUAUUAGUAUUUUUACAGUCAUGGUGUAAUUCCUUUCCCACAGUAAAAAUGGAUGGCGGUGCAUCUUUUUUGCUUCUUCUAGAUAUUGUCCUCUUGUGGCUGCAACCUGCGUGACAAAUGAAAUUGAAAAAAAAAAAACAAGACUUGUUUUAGUCGAUAUUAAAGUGUUCUUAAUUUAUUGUGUCGGUCAUGAGGGUUGAAAAUAGGACUGAGUGUUUUGGAAUUCCUUCUAAUUGAACUAACACAAUAAUGCUCUCUUGAACAACAUGGUUAAGGUAAACUACUUAAAUUAAAUUUCAUUCACAAAAUAAUUACAUAUUAGGUUUAAGAUGUAAAAAGGUUUUUUCUCUAGAGUCUUAACAAUCAAGUACAUUUUUCCUCCUCUACAAAACAAAACACAGCUUCAGAUAUUCAAUUCAGAUAUCAAAUCACAAAUUAAAAUAACUCAAAACAUGUGUUAUUCCAAUCCAUGACCCCCAGUAACACUAUAGGCGGGCCAAACCACCUGACUGAGUCAUUAGUCAAAGGCGGGCAUGAAAAUUACCACCUUGCAUAACUGCCUCGCCGGUGGACCAGGGCCAUGAUGAAAACAAAACACACUAUUAGACUUUAUAACUUGGUAUGGAAACAAAAGCUUGACUGGUAUACAAUUCAGAUAUCCGAUCACAAAAUUACUCAAAAAACAUGUUUUAUUCCAAUCCAUGACCCCCAGUAACAGGCGGGCAAAACCACCUGACUGAGUCGUUAGUCAAAGGCGGGCAUAACCACCUUACAUAACUGCCUGGCCGGAGGACCAGGGCCAUGAUGAAAACAAAACACACUAUAAGAUUUUAUAACUUGGUAUCAAAACGAAAGCUUCACUAUACAAUAUUAUUCAGAUAUCCGAUCACAAAAUUGCUCAAAAAACAUGUUUUAGUCCAAUCCAUGACCCCCAGUAACAGGCGGGUAAAACCACCUGACUGAGUCGUUAGUCAAAGGCGGGCAUAACCACCUUACAUAACUGCCUGGCCGGAGGACCAGGGCCAUGAUGAAAACAAAAGACACUAUAAGACUUUAUAACUUAGUAUCGAAACAAAAGCUUCACUGGGUAUACAAUUUAGAUAUCCGAUCACAAAAUUACUCAAAAAACAUGUUUUAUUCCAAUCCAUGACCCCCAGUAACAGGCGGGCAAAACCACCUGACUGAGUCGUUAGUCAAAGGCGGGCAUAACCACCUUACAUAACUGCCUGACCGGAGGACCAGGGCCAUGAUGAAAACAAAACACACUAUAAGAUUUUAUAACUUGGUAUCAAAACGAAAGCUUCACUAUACAAUAUUAUUCAGAUAUCCGAUCACAAAAUUGCUCAAAAAACAUGUUUUAGUCCAAUCCAUGACCCCCAGUAACAGGCGGGUAAAACCACCUGACUGAGUCGUUAGUCAAAGGCGGGCAUGACCACCUUACAUAACUGCCUGGCCAGUGGACCUGGGUCAGGAUGAAAACAAAACACAGCUAUACGACUUUAUGACUUGGUAUUGAAACGAAAGCUUCAGAUUCAAUUCAGAUAUCUGAUCACAAAAUUACUCGAAAAACACGUUUUAUUCCAAUCCAUGAGUCCCCUGGAAACAAGCGGGCAAAACCACCUGACUGUGUCGUUAGUCAAAGGAGGGCAUGACCACCUCACAUAACCACCUGGCCGGUGGACCAGGGCCAUGAUGAAAACAAAACACAGGUAAAGUAAUGAAAAUGAUAUUAAGCCUUUUUAAGCCUCGUGCAAUUACAGGUUUUUGUCUGCGAAAUCACAUAUAAAAAUUAGGCAAGCUUAAUAUAUUUUUCUGGUUUGGAUUUAUCUCUAUUCUACAUAUCAAAUACAAGUCGAUGUACAGGUCCGGUACGAAUAGCCACUAGGUAUAAUGUAAGAAAAAUAAAUAAAGAUAACUUACAUUAUAUCAACAUUUGGGAUCAAAAGGUGCAAAAUUCUGUGUUUUAUGAAGCAUUUCUACCGAUCAUUUGAAUAGUAAAUGUAUGGAAUCAAAUGUCGCGCGUGACAUCACGAUCCCCCGAACAGUUCGGGUGGUACGCUUGUAAUACACGUCUUUUGUUUGCAAAGAGCAAAACCACUCGAAUUAAAAGUAAUUAAAUUCGCUAUAAAUAUUUAAGCUUCAAUUUGUGUCUGCAAAAACAACAAGGUGAUACAAUGCAGUCUUCGCUGUUGACGUCAUGUCACGCGACCUUUUGGCGGUUAAAAGCAAACGAACAACCAACGGCAAUAUUCACAAAACAUUUCAGUCAGCUUAUAUCCACUAUCUAUAUUUCUAAUGUUAGUCGUAUAUAUCUGUCUCCUGUCAGGCUAUUCUCCUAACAAGCCUAAACAAAAAUUUGAGGCGAAAUAGCGAGGUUAUCUUAAUUUCGAGAUUUCAAAGCUAAACACCUCACAAUGCGCUUUUGAUAUCGCAUCGCGCUCUCCCACAGUAGGAAAACCGCUCAAGGUGUUGCAGUAUGGUUAAACAAUACUUCAAAAGCCUCAAGAAAUCUAGGGCCAGACUAUAGUUUUAACAUAAAACUCAGAAAUUACGGAAAGUAUACUCACCUCGAAAUGCGAAAAGCGCCGUCGUUUUCUUUGAACAUGUUUGAAUGCAUGGUUUUUGCUCUCUUCUUAGCAGUCAUUUGGAGCCUCCAUCAUCCUUUGCUCUAACAAUCGGCCCUACAUCCUUGUUAACUUGAAAUCAAUGUUGACUUUGAGUUAAAAUCUUCAAAUUUACGGCGCUUAAUUUUAGUACAACCUUCGUGGAGGACGGUUGGAACAAAAGAUGAAUACAAACGGUAUUCAAGUGUCUUUAUCGGCAACAUCAUCGAUCCUGAUUGCACGAAAAUUCGCGCCCUGUCACUUAAGCUCCUGGUCGUGAUCUUUGGAUCUGCUGCGGCUUUUGACUCAGUCACGUAAUUUAAGUUGCUGUAAAUUUCCUCUUCGAGAACACGCGGAAAAGGAACAUGGUCUGAAUUAAAUCGAUAGUACGAAGACAAUGGACAAUGAAGAAAAAAAAGUAAAGAAGAAGAAGAAGAAAGAAACAUAGUGUUACAUUUCUCAGGAAAGAUAGAAACCCGCACAAAUGACAGUCCUGUCAAUGGAGUGAUGCAUCGUUAGCGGUUUAGGUCAUUUCAUUAAUUUAGCUAAAACACCUUUCAAUUUACACAUGACUGUAUACAAAUGCAGUUGCGUGAAUUUCGUACGAUAUAUCUGAAAUGAGACCUUAGACUGCAGCUGAAGUAUAUACCUGCUACAUGUACAACUAGCGGCUCAGAUAACUUAUUCACGCGAUGAAGAUUUUCUUGCUUCGAUAUUUUUUUUUAAAAAAAGAGAGUGGGUGUUUUAUUCUAUAAACGUAUAAGUGCACAUGUGAGUGCAUAAUUACCUCCGCUGUGGUAUACAUUUACUCUGUAAGUAAAUGUUAAAAAUACCUAUUGUUUCAGCCUAAACGUGGUGUAAAAAUACUCAAAAUAACGAGUAUCAGUACACCAUAAUUUCUGUGUAGUGUUUUACACCAUAAAAAGUGUCACUUUAUAAUUUUUCCUUUCUGACAAUACACUUCAAUUUUAACACUUUUAGUUGGUGUUAAAGUACCCGAAAAAACGAGUAACACAACACUACAAAUUGUGUAAUAUUACUCUGUGUUAUUAGUAUACUCUAACACCGAUAGGUGUGUUUAAUUCUAUGAGUUUAUUAGUGUAAAAUUACCUUUACUAUGGUAUACAUUUACGCUGUAAAAACGGGUAAAAUGUACACCGUACCCUGCGUGUAAUGUUACAAUAGAAAAAAUUGUAAAAGUAUACCUUUAACUGUGUAAUAUUAUCAUGUUAAGAGUACCAGCUCUUUUACACUAAAGUUUGCGUAAAAUUACCCGACAUAAAGCGUAAAACAACACUGAAAAUUCUGUGUAACGCAUUACUCGUUAAAAAGUGUAAUAUUACAAAUUUUCCUUUGUAACAUUACACUUUAAUUUUAAGUGUGCACUGGAUUACUACUGACAGUUACUACACUGAAGUUGCCAAUUCAAUAUGAAUUCUAGUCCCUCAAUAUUCUUAAAAAUUUCAGUCAUUUCACUUCAUUAUUUUUUAACUUUCAUAGAAAUGUUAUCACAAUAUAACGUUUUUCUUUUGUUUUUUCUUUUCUCCCUAGGUGGAUUGGAUACAUUAAUUUCAAAUAUAACAACUCUUGACAGAAAGUUCAUAACCAUGCAGCUGAACAAAAAAGAUACUCAUGGUAAACUUGAACUUUUUUUUUUUUUUCAGGUUUUAGGGUUUAAUACUUGAGACUCUCUACGGCCGGGUGUUUUGGCGACGGUCGUUGUAGUGUUGAUGAAACGAUAUAGCGGAGAUAAAAUUAAGCGAGCGAUGGCAUUGCCAUUCUGAUCAAACUUGACAGCGUUAGUCGUGCGGUGACGGCAAAUAAAUACACCAGAAAGCGUGUUGCAAGUUCAGGGUUUUUGUUUUGCUUAUUAAAUCGGUUUUCUUAGCAAUUCUCUCGUUACUUCGUCGUCGUCAAUUCUUGAUAUGCGACGAUUUGAUGGAAGUUAGCGACCAAAAAUAAAAACGUCACUCUGCAGGUACCCAAAGAGAGGCCCAUGUUUUAUGCGAACAGAUCACUUUGUUAAAGACUUACACAGUUUGCAGUGUGGAGAGCUGAGAAAUGAUGACUAAGUCUGGCAAGCUGAAGGUCUUACAUAGGGUCCCAAGUACGUUUUUGAGGGUUACACUCAUCGUAUAGGAAAGUCACAGGGGUCAAACGGGAUUUGUUUUUCUCAGCACUAGACAGUGUUCACCUAGUCUUGUUGGACUGAUUGGUUCUGUAUUCCCCAUUUUAUACAUUAUAACUUGUCACUCCUAUAUUCCCCUUCUUUCAGUCCUCUAAGCUCUUAAAUCCAAGGCUUUCAAUAUUUAAAUAAUUCCUCUAAACAGUAUACUUGGAAAAUAAUUUGAUGACCGCGCGACAGAUAAUACACUGACAAUUUUUAGAGUUGCGCUGUUUUUGUGUGCAGUAAGUAAAGUACCUUUACAGCUGAAGAGGUGGCGUUUCAUUCAGAUUAUUCAAAAGGCUUCCGCACUCGACCAAGAUUCCUCUUAUUUAUAUACUUAAAAAAUGUACCAAGAGAUACUGUUUUCAUUUUAGGGUAUCACUACUGGAAAUAUUUUACCGACUACCUUGGAUUACGGGACGAAAGCCAAAACUGGGAACAGUCGGAAAAUCCAGGGGAGAAAUUUCUGGAGGCGUUCUCUGAGAAGGAACACAGCACAAUUGGAAAGCUCAUUGAGGCAUCCGAGAAGACGGCUGGUCUGCCACUAUUCGUUAAUGAGUUAAAAAAUAGGUUUUCAGAAGCAAACCAGAGUGGAAGAGUUGAAAAUUUGGCUCCAAAUGGAUCUACAUGGGUGUAA
Porites lobata is the source of this 12328-nucleotide messenger RNA. Lineage: Eukaryota; Metazoa; Cnidaria; Anthozoa; Scleractinia; Poritidae. The record is from the annotation of a GenBank genome assembly.